Branchiostoma belcheri (Belcher's lancelet) is the source of this 1309-nucleotide messenger RNA. RefSeq names its product zinc finger protein 615-like. The transcript has 2 exons. The coding region runs from base 144 to 1283 and encodes 379 amino acids. Gene Ontology annotation, biological process: regulation of transcription by RNA polymerase II. The record is from RefSeq and is a predicted model, not a curated record. Gene Ontology annotation, molecular function: DNA-binding transcription factor activity; RNA polymerase II cis-regulatory region sequence-specific DNA binding. NCBI's taxonomy places the organism in Eukaryota, Metazoa, Chordata, Leptocardii, Amphioxiformes, Branchiostomatidae.
UCGGCAUCCGGUCUGAAGCUUGGACAAGCAGACAAGCGCCGGUCGCAUUUCUCGUCUAUCAUGGCUUUUGUGAGGACGUUUAGGUGGUUUCAGUGCGAUUUACGUGAACCCAAAGAUCUACUACAUUCACAUCCAUCAUUACCAUGGCAACUAAUAUCAGCUUUGAUGAAGAGGGCCUGAACCAAGGUGAGGAAGGGGGUGAAUCCUGUCCUGAUGCAACAAACAAUGUCCAAACUCACACAGGUGAGACAACCAGCAUGGAAACACCCACUGAUGACAACUACAUGAGUACUGAUGAGGAAGAGCUUGACGAGAAACCCUUCAUGUGUAGUAAAUGCAGCAUGAGGUUUGGUGAACUGGGCGAGUUGGGUUUACAUGUGAAACAAGCUCACGCCAGUCAGAAAGCUCGCAAGAAAACUCGCACUGCUGAGAAAACUCGCACUGCUGAGAAACCUUGUAUUGGUGAGAAACUUGACAUGCAAACUCACCCUGGUGACGUUGACAAACCUUCCAUGCCAACUCACGCUGUUGACGAGAAACAGCCAACUCACACUGAGAUAGUCUAUAGCUGUGAGGAGAGCAGCAAGCAAUUCAUCAGGGAACAGUAUCUCAUGCUCAAGACAGACCAGCAAACAGACACUGGUGAGGCACCAAACAUACAAACUCACAAUGAUGUGGAAGCCAACAUGGGAACUCACAAUGGUGAGCAAUUACACAUGAAAACUCACACCAGUGAGGAAGCUAACGAAAAACCCUUCAAGGAAACUGGUGAGAUACCAAACAUAGAAACUCAAACAGAGGUACCCAACAUGGAAACUCACACUGAUGAGGAACCCAGCAUGUGUGACAAGGAUGACGAAUGGGAAAGUGUUCAGGGCAUACAGGUACGUAACCUGAGGAAAAGAUUGCUUAGUCCAAGACAACCCCUCGUGUGCAAGGAGUGUGGCAAGCAGUUUAAGAAAUUGGACCACCUGAAGACCCACAUGCGGACCCACACUGGUGAGAAACCCUACAGUUGUAAGGAGUGUAGCAAGUGCUUUAGUGGUGGCUCUGCCCUCAGGAAGCACUUGAUAAGUCACUCUGGGGAGAAACCUUACAGCUGUGACGAGUGUGACAAGAAGUUUGGUCAGCGGAGUACUCUAAACCGACACAAGUUGAUCCACUCUGGUGAGAAGCCUUACAAGUGUGAGGAGUGCGACAUGCGGUUCAGGCUACAAGGGGAACUGAAGUCUCACAUGCAAACGUGCACUAGGGAGAAAGGCAGCGGUGGCAAGAAAAAGUGAGAGGAGUAUGCCGCACGUGUAAGGAA